AUGGCAGAGACUCAGCAUGCCCUUCAACGGCUCUCGAAUGACUACCGCACCCUCCAAGGCCAACUACAAGACAAAAUCACCGGCCGGCAAACACUCGAAUCCCAAGUCGCAGAAAACAGAUCAGUCCUUGCAGAACUCAGUAAAGCAACCUCAAACAACACCGUCUACAAGCUCAUUGGACCGGUCCUCAUGCCGCAAGACUUGCAAGAAGCAAAACAAAAUGUUGCGCGUCGUAUUGAGUUGUUGCAGCAGGAACUGGAUAAAGCAGAGUUGACCAUUCGCACCGUACAGGAACAGCAGAAUAGCGUACGGCUGUCCAUCAUCAAGUUGCAGCAGGAGAGUGAAGGAGCUCCUGGUCAAGCAGUGAGUGCUUAA
Messenger RNA from Protomyces lactucae-debilis, 375 nucleotides. RefSeq names its product Prefoldin. NCBI's taxonomy places the organism in Eukaryota, Fungi, Ascomycota, Taphrinomycetes, Taphrinales, Protomycetaceae. Gene Ontology annotation, cellular component: cytoplasm; prefoldin complex. The record is from RefSeq and is a predicted model, not a curated record. Gene Ontology annotation, biological process: protein folding; chaperone-mediated protein complex assembly. Bases 1 to 375 code for a protein of 124 amino acids. Gene Ontology annotation, molecular function: protein-folding chaperone binding. The transcript has a single exon.